This is a messenger RNA of Gasterosteus aculeatus aculeatus (three-spined stickleback), 2733 nucleotides long. It is a transcript of the gene chrm4b, whose product is annotated as cholinergic receptor, muscarinic 4b. Gene Ontology annotation, cellular component: dendrite; synapse; plasma membrane. The record is from RefSeq and is a predicted model, not a curated record. Gene Ontology annotation, molecular function: G protein-coupled acetylcholine receptor activity; G protein-coupled serotonin receptor activity. Gene Ontology annotation, biological process: G protein-coupled receptor signaling pathway, coupled to cyclic nucleotide second messenger; adenylate cyclase-inhibiting G protein-coupled acetylcholine receptor signaling pathway; chemical synaptic transmission. Lineage: Eukaryota; Metazoa; Chordata; Actinopteri; Perciformes; Gasterosteidae.
GACAGGAAACAGUAUAAUUUUAUUUUCGGAAUCAUUUCAGUGAUAUUUUCCGUUGACCAGUGUAGCGUCAGAACAUUGUUGUAUUAGCAUGCUAGCUAAGUAGCCAGCCAUCUGCUAGUUAGCGAGCUCCAACAUGCUGUGACGCUACACAAACUAAAGAAAAUGAGGUAUCAAUAUACGCAGAAUCAGAUAUUCAUGCAACUGGGCUGUGUUUGUGUAUGCAGGGAAAUGGGCGGAGCACCUGAACCCCAUCUCAACGCCUCCCUUUGGCUCCUCCCCUGCACCAACGCCUCCUGUCCGUUUGGCGCCGCCCAGCUGGUCCUGAUUGCCACAGUAACCGCCUCCCUCAGCGCGGUCACCGUGGUGGGCAACACCCUUGUGAUCCUGUCCAUCAAGGUCAACCGCCACCUGCGCACCAUCAACAACUAUUUCCUGCUUAGUCUGGCGGUGGCCGACCUGGUGGUGGGCGUGCUCUCCAUGAACCUGCACGCGCUCUACCUGCUCCAGGGCUGCUGGCCCCUGGGGGCCGCCGCCUGCGACCUGUGGCUGGUCACCGACUACGCGGUGAGCAGCGCCUCUGUGAUGAACCUGCUGGUCAUCAGUCUGGACCGGUACUUCUGUAUGACACGGCCGCUCAGCUACCCGGCGUGGCGGACAGGCAGGACGGCUGGCCUGAUGAUUGCCGCUGCCUGGCUGCUGCCCCUCAUCCUCUGGGCGCCCGCUAUCCUGAGCUGGCAGACGCUCGGGGGGGAGCGUGUGGUUCCUGAGGGUGAGUGCCACACUCGGCUGCUGGCCAGCCCCGCCGUCACCCUGGCCACGACGCUGCCCUCCUUCUACCUGCCAGCGCUGGUCAUGAUUGGCCUGUACGGCCGGCUGAGCGCGGCCAGCCGAGGCCGGCUGAGUGCAUCGAGUCCGUCUGGUCAAGACUUCCUCCUAAAGCGGCGCAGCCUGGUAACCAGCGACCCGGGCUCCGACGCCUCUCUUGGCCAGUCGGGGUCCCAAAUCCUAAAGUCCAGGAAGAGACAGAAGGCGUCCGGAGGUGGAGGCAACGCCGCAGGACCUCAGCCACGUGGCGCUCGGGCCGCCGCUCGCCACGCUGCUUACGAGAACUACGACAAGGUGGACACAGACUCAUCGUCCAACGCCGACCUCCACCGGAAGGCGUCGGCAACGUUCUCCUCCUGCCCCAGCUUCAGGUCUCAGGAAAGACGCAGACGUCGGGUGAUGGCGAGGGAGAGGAGGGUCACCAAAACCAUCCUGGCCAUCGUGCUGGCCUUCAUCUUCACCUGGACGCCGUACAACGUCAUGGCCGUCGUGGCGACCUUCUGUCACGCGUGCGUCCCGGGCGCCCUGUGGACCACGGGCUACUGGCUCUGCUACGUCAACAGCGCCAUCAACCCCGGCUGCUAUGCCCUCUGUAACGUUGCCUUCAGGAAGACUUUCUGCAGCCUCCUGCGCUGCCGCCACAGGAGGCUGCGAUGACACAUAAUUAUGACAAAUACUACAUUACCCAUGAGCUUCGGCUAAAAGGUUGGUUUAUCCAAUCGACUGGACUCUGAACUGACCAGGGCCCGGUCCAUCGUACGUGGUCCAACUAAGUCGAUCAAAGGUCCCGUUAGCCAGCUCAAAUUAACCCGAUGAUUGAAGUUGGGCCAUCUCGGUUCCUUAAAGACCGAUCAGUCUCGUUAGUUUGAGCCAGACUUCAGUCAUCAGGAUAAUUGGGCGUGCAUGUCCUGCUUCUAAAGGUUGAAAAGUCGAACACCAAAACCAUGAUUAUCUAACAGCACAACAGCAAAUAAAGUUAAAAAAAGACAAGCAGGAGAUGAUGAUGAAUAUGUUUCAUGUAUAUGAAGAUUAUUUUGUUGUAUGAAUUGAAUGUAGUGCACAUCUUUCACGUUGUUCAUUCUGUCCACAUGACAUCCAUCACAGUCUGUCCAUCCUGGGGGGGAAUCCUACAACGUUUUCACUGAGGUUUUUCCUUUAUUCUCCCCAUUGAAGGGUUUUUCAUUUUUUGGAGAGUUUUCCUGUGCCGAUGGGAGCGUUUCGGGACAUCGAGGACACAGGAUGACAGUGUGCAGACUGUAAAGCCCCCUGAGGCUAAAUUGUCAUUUGGGGCUAUACAAAAUAAAAUUAAUUGAAUUGAAUCAAAUAAUCAUGGCAAAAACUGAUACCAACCCCCUGUGAGGCUACAGGCUGGCAAAGUAUUGCAGAAAAGUGUUUAAAUGUAUAGACUCAUUUUAAGUGCCUCAUCACUCCAAUCAAUCAGAUUAUAUUUCUUUAAAUGUGCCUGCUGGCAGGAGGAUUCAUGGAAUGCAUCAUCACCAAAUGAGAAUAAUCAUCUCAUUGAUCUCAGGGUCUGAAUACUUAUGACCAUGUGAUAUUUCCGUUUUUCUUUUUUAAUAAAUUCGCAAAAAUUUCUGUGUACAUUUACAGUGUACAUUAAUGAGUAAAAUGAACUUUUUUGUUUUAGCAAAUGGCUGCAAUUUAAAGGGGUCCGUACCCACUGUAUGUACCAUAUGCGCUUAAGUAUCAUAUGCAUGUAUAUAUAUGUAUGUGUAGAUGACCAUAUAGAACUAGGAGUUGUAUUAUGUGUGUGUGUGUGUGAAUCUGUAUGAGCAAAUCACUAUGUAUUCAGAAGUUUGUCUUCUGCAAGACAGUAAAUGCUUGGCUGCAGCAUGUGGUGUUCAUCAUGUACGGCUCAAGUAAAUAAAAAUAAAUAGAUGAUUCCUUGGU